Scophthalmus maximus (turbot) is the source of this 1774-nucleotide messenger RNA. RefSeq names its product olfactomedin-like 1 (gene olfml1). Gene Ontology annotation, biological process: signal transduction. The record is from RefSeq and is a predicted model, not a curated record. The transcript has 8 exons. The coding region runs from base 332 to 1549 and encodes 405 amino acids. NCBI's taxonomy places the organism in Eukaryota, Metazoa, Chordata, Actinopteri, Pleuronectiformes, Scophthalmidae.
CGUGGGUGGGGGAGGCUCACUUGGAUCCCAAACCCACUGGAGCAACCAGUGAUUAUAAGGAACAAGGCAGAAAGUUCUGGAGUUGUACAACUCAGGCAGGAGUAAAACAAAACACGCUGAACGCAGCAGGAGGAAUAAAAGGAAUAUUAAAGGGAUCCCUCUCAACACCGCAAGACUGUUGUAAACAGUGACGGAAGCCACAUGGAUUGAUCUUCUUUUGUCUUUGGAAAACUACAGACAAGAAGUGGACAGAGUCUCCUUAUCACUGGCAGGACAUCACAACAGUGAAGUGGUUGCUGCGGUAUAGAGUUAUUGACAGACGAGUCGAGUCAUGUCGGGCCGAGUGUUUCCCGUCCUUCUCCUCUCAUUGUGUCUGACGGUGGGUUCGGUCCAGAGCCAGGGUUCCCCCCAGGAUACCUUCAUAAUCCAGUACCUGGAGCGGAGGUUGGCUCAGAUGGAGGAGCGUCUGAAUCUAUGUGAGCAAAACACCGUGAGCUUCACCCAGAAGACCUAUGACCUCUCCUCUGACAUCAGGGGUUUCAUGUCUUCUCUCAGCGUUCUGAGGUCGGAGGUGAAGAGCCAGGUGGACGGCGUGUCGGUGCGCGUGGAGCGGGUGGAGAGGGAGUUGGAGUAUCUGGAAAACAAGAUCCCGGCCCAGUCGGACAUCGAGAUGGAGGAGACUCUGCUGGAGCAACAGAUAAAGGCUGCAGAGCUGGACCUGCUGAAGAAGAAAGCCAAGAUCAAAGUGGAGCAUGACUGCAGCACGGCCCUGAGUCAGAUCAAGUCUCUGAAGAUCGUGACGAAGGCAGGAGACACCCAGGGUUCCUGGUUCAAGGACCCGUCAGAACAAUCGGCUAAGGUCUACCUGCUCAGUGGAGUUCGUAACAACACUCUGCUGGAGUACGUUUCCCUGCAAAGCUUCACGGAGCGGACCAGCACCUCCUCCGCGAAGGUGGUGCGGCUGCCCUUCCAGUGGCAGGGGACAGGUCAUGUGGUCUACAAUGGAUUCCUCUACUACCACAAGGCAGAAACACCCAACCAGAUACUGAAGGUAGACCUGUUGAACGGUACACUGGUGGACAGCACUCUCCUUCCAGGAGCCGGUCGGAUCCCGGUCUACAGUCUGAACCCCGACACUUACCUGGACCUGGCUGUGGAUGAACUCGGCCUCUGGGUCAUCCACGCCGACCCUGAGUACGGAGGAAACCUGGUCAUUACCAAACUGGAUAAAGGGAGUUUGGCAGUGGAAUAUACCUGGGAUACGCAAUGUAAAAGUCGCGAUGCUGAAGGAGCCUUUCUAAUAUGUGGGACCCUCUAUGUGGUCUACAACACACGCUACGGAGGACGCUCCACCAUACAGUGUCUCUACGACAUCCACGACACCAUCCACAGCGACGAGAGUCCAGUGAUGUUCUUCCCAAAGCGCUACACCAGCCACAGCAGCAUCCACUACCACCCCGGGGACAAACAGCUGUACGCCUGGGACGACGGCUACCAGACGAUAUACAAAGUGGAGACGCGCAGGAACGACCAAGUCGCUGCUGAAUGAAGAUAAUCCACAGUGGUCAUCAUUAAUAAAAACACCUGCAUUCACGAAAAUGAUUCAAAAAAUGAUGCUUAUAAUCUACUGUUUUCUUUUUUUGUGUGUGAUCCUUUGCUGGCAAUGGAUGCUGCCUCCAUCACUGUUAAUCUUUAUAAAGAUUGUGUCCAACCAAAUGCUUUUUAUAGGUAGACUUUAUACUUUUUAUCACCAUAAUAAAGAGCACUCAAGUUC